AUGGCAGUUGAUAAAGCUCUAUAAUUUUAGCCUAAAUUUCUUUGUUUGGUAACUUAUUUAUUCUCUUGCGUCAAAGGAAAAGUUUCAAACGCAGUUUCUUGUCACAAGAACUGCGUUUGCCUGUAUGCGUAUGGUAGAAGAGAAAUGGAGGCAGAAUAACGGUUCCAUCUCUUCGUAAGCAAUCACUUUUUUUUCAACUACAUAUAUUGAGCUUCUUAGUUUGAAGAAUGAACAUAAUUUUUCCGGGAGACGGAGGACGAAGGGACCUUCACGAUGUCGAAAGAAGACGACGAUGAGAGAAGGCUGAACCAGUGUCUUAGCAAGUACCGGAUAAUUGCAAAGCAGUGUGAUGAACUUGUGGAGAUUAUGGAGGCGAAAAGCAGAACACCAAAGCGACGAAGGGGCACUAAAGGGAAUGGCAGUUCCUCUGCCUCUGCAUCGACAACUCAACCUGACAACAAUGACGCAUUUGUGCAGACUGUAUCCAGAUUUCUCCAGGAACUGAGAGACUGCUCCUCAAGCAAUCCUCCUCCAGGAAUAGAAUGACUAACAUUUGUUCUUUGUCAAGUAAAAGAUCGAUACCUAGGCAGCAUAGUCCCUAAAUUUGUUGCACUUAAUACAAGACUUGUUUAACAGCUAAGACAAACUUAUAUGAAUAGCAUAAAAUAUGAAUAAAUUU
Molecule: messenger RNA, 679 nt
Organism: Rubroshorea leprosula
Lineage: Eukaryota; Viridiplantae; Streptophyta; Magnoliopsida; Malvales; Dipterocarpaceae
Source: the annotation of a GenBank genome assembly